CUUAACGCGACAGACAGUAACCUGUUUCCAGAGUCUGUCUCUUCCAUCCAAAACAAAACCCUCAUUCCUCUGAAUUAUUCAACACAUUAACAUGAUUUAUAAGUGAUGGAGGCUCGGACGCUGCAGGAGCUGGUAGCCGCCGCUGCCUCGCUGCACUCCGACAGAGUAGCGGUGAGAUAUGACGGCGGGUCGGUGUCCGGUAGUCCUCCGGUGUCUCUGCUGCUCUACAGAGAGCUGCUCCAGCUGGCCGCUGAACUGUCUCAUACUCUACAACAGACCUGCUCUCCUAAUAAUAACGGAGUGAUCGGUCUCUACUGUUCAGAUGAUCUGUUCAUUCCUGUCUGGAUUCUGGGGAUCCUUCAGUCUCCUGCUGCCUACGUCCCUCUGGACCCAGAAGCUCCAGGACUCCUCACCGCCAGAGUCAUGGACCGCUGUGGCCUCAAGUACUGCGCUGUGAAGACCGACAUCCUGCAGCGGUUCCAGACGGCUCUCGUCAAACACACAUCUGUGCAGGUGUGCGCGGUGUUGCCGAAGUUCAAACUGACCCUGAUACAAAUGGAGCCGCUGCCCGUCGCUGAGCGCCAACGAGGACCAGAACAAACCGGAGCUCAGAGAGCAGAUGGUGCUGGUCUCUUAAAGGAGGCUGGGCCCGGAGACUUGGCGUAUGUGCUCCACACAUCUGGAACAACUGGCCUUCCAAAGAUAGUGAGGGUGCCUCACAAGUGUAUUCUCCCCAAUAUACUACAUCUGAGAUCUUUGUUUCAGAUGAGUCCAGAUGAUGUGGUUUUCCUCGCCUCGCCCUUGACCUUUGACCCCUCUGUGGUGGAUAUCUUCCUGGCCUUAUCGUCUGGCGCUCAGCUCCUCAUCGUCCCGACUGUGAUCAAGAAAAUGCCGAGUCGACUGGCUCGACUGCUGUUCAACGAUCACAAGACGACCGUCCUGCAGGUCACGCCGACUCUGCUCAGCCGCUUCGGCCACCGCCUCCUAAAACAGGAAGUGUUGUCGUGUGGCUCCUCGCUGCGGGUGUUGGCUCUGGGUGGCGAGGCCUGCCCCUCGCCAGCUCUGCUGAGCAGCUGGAGGCACGAGGACAACAGAACCCACAUCUACAAUAUCUACGGUAUCACUGAGGUGUCCUGCUGGGCCUGCUGCUACAGAAUACCAGAGUCUCUACUGCAGUCCAGCAACCUCUCGCCGUCUUUUGUGCCUCUUGGGACGCCUCUGAUGGACACGAUUGUGGAAGUUAGAGACGAACAUGGUCGCGUUGUUGCUGAGGGUGAAGGACAGGUGUUCAUAGGUGGAGAGGACAGAGUGUGUCUCCUGGACGAUGAGGAUACCGUCAUCCCCGGGACGAUGAGAGCCACUGGAGACUGGGUGGAUGUUAAAGACACUCAGCUGUACUACCUGGGACGGCGAGACAGGCUCAUUAAACGCCACGGGAAACGGGUCAACCUGGACAGUCUGCAGCAGCUCAUAUCCAGUCUGCCUCAGGUGGAGGCCUGUGCCGUGGGUCUGUAUGAAACCUUUCGACUGCUCGCCUUCGUCGUGGCGUCCACAUCUGGAGACCAGAAAGCAGCUUCUCCUCUCACAUCUGCGCAGGAACACGCGGAACAAACAGCCUCGGCCGAGCAUCGGGAAGACCUCCCCUCUCCAGAUGGAGACCUGAGCAGACUCAUCCUGGACCGGCUGUCUCCGCUGCUGCCGUCCUACAGCGUUCCCGACUCGCUGGUUCUGGUCCCGGCCUUGAGCCUGACUCCUCAUGGCAAAGUAGACAUGGAGGCACUAAUGAAGAUCUAUCAAACACAGAGACGGCGUUUAGAGUCUUCACGGGGAGAUGUCACCAAACUAAAGCAAACUCUGCGGUCCUUCUGGCAGGAAACUCUCGGUCUUCCUGAAGAUGCGACCAUCGACGAGGAAUCCAACUUCCUGUUGAGUGGAGGAGAUUCUCUGAAGGCGCUGCACCUCUGUGAGGACGUCCUCGCUGCUGUGGGAGCGACCUCACCGGAGCUUUUGGAGGUUAUACUUGACGGGACCUUUUCUGACGUGCUGCGCCAUGUUGAGAGAGUAACACUUGAGAACAGCCAGUCAUCACCAACCAAGAAACGUCACGCUGACGCUCCGUCUGUGGUAGCGAAGAGAGAACGCACAGCAGCAGAGAGGCCGCGGGGGGAGACGUGGGCUGGUAAAGUUAUAAGACGAGCAGGUCAGGUGAUGGAAAUCAGAAAUCCAAACGUCCAGGCUGAUGAACUCGGAGAAAAGGACUCCAGUAAGAAACACAGAGCUGAUGUUCUGAGCCUCAGUCUGAGCUGGUCCUCAGACACAGGCAGAUGUGUGGACGCCUCCCCGGUGCUUCUAAUCCAACACAGGACAGAUGUGAGGUCAGACGAGGGUAAAGCAACGGUGUUCAUCGGCUCCCACUCUCACAGGAUCCAGGCGUUAGCCCUGACCACCGGCAGCCUUCUAUGGGAGCGAGUUCUCGGGGGCAGAAUCGAAGCCUCGGCGGCGGUGUCUCACUGCGGGAGCCUCGUGGUUGUAGGUUGCUACGAUGGCUGUGUGUAUUUCCUGUGUGCUGCGUCUGGAGAGACGCGGUGGAUGUUUGAGACGGGAGACGCCGUGAAGAGCUGUCCCGCUGUGGAUCCCCUCACAGGUCUGGUGAUGGUGGGCUCACAUGACGGGCAUGUCUACGCCCUGGACCCAAAGGUUCAGCAGUGUGUUUGGCGGCGUCACUGUGGAGGCGGAGCUGUGUUUUCCUCCCCGUACCUCCACUCCUCCCUCAGACGGCUGUACGCGGCUUCGCUGGGAGGUCACCUGCUCUGUCUCAACCCUGACAGCGGAGAGGUCCUGUGGUCGAACUGUCGAGACGUCCCGUUCUUCUCAUCGCCAAACGCCUCCUCUGGUCAGAUGGCGAUCGGCUCGGUGGAUGGAAACAUCUGCUGCUUCAGCGACACGGGGACACUGGUUUGGCAGUUUUUAACAAAAGGACCCGUCUUCUCAUCUCCGUGCGUCACCCCAGACCAGCAGCGGUAUCUGUGUGGAUCACACGACGGCUGCCUGUACUGUUUGAACGGCGCCGACGGCUCUUUAGUUUGGACUUUCCAGACCACGGGGAAGGUGUACUCCAGUCCGUGUGUGUUUGACGGCUCCAUCGUGGGCCGGAAGGGGACUCUGGUGGCUCUGGCCUCCACAGACGGCACAGUGUGGAUCCUGGAUGGACGGGGCGGACAAAUGCUGGCCUUGUUCACUCUACCCGGGGAGCUGUUUUCAUCCCCGGUGGUGUACGGACGCUCCCUCGUAGUCGGGUGCCGCAAUGACUUUGUGUACUGUUUAAAGCUGACUGUCAAAGAAGAAACAUAGCAGGAUCAUUUUAUAAUAAUAAACACUGAUGGCUUUUCUUAUAUCUGUGUCAGAGCGGAGAGGGCACUCUGGGAAAUAAACUUUAAUUAAGGAAAUAAUGAGA
This is a messenger RNA of Sebastes umbrosus (honeycomb rockfish), 3454 nucleotides long. It is a transcript of the gene aasdh, whose product is annotated as aminoadipate-semialdehyde dehydrogenase. The record is from RefSeq and is a predicted model, not a curated record. The coding region runs from base 106 to 3351 and encodes 1081 amino acids. Gene Ontology annotation, molecular function: protein binding. The transcript is spliced from 14 exons. Gene Ontology annotation, biological process: amino acid activation for nonribosomal peptide biosynthetic process. NCBI's taxonomy places the organism in Eukaryota, Metazoa, Chordata, Actinopteri, Perciformes, Sebastidae.